Messenger RNA from Myzus persicae (green peach aphid), 4264 nucleotides. RefSeq lists its product as uncharacterized. The transcript has 5 exons. Lineage: Eukaryota; Metazoa; Arthropoda; Insecta; Hemiptera; Aphididae. The record is from RefSeq and is a predicted model, not a curated record. Bases 33 to 2825 code for a protein of 930 amino acids.
UUUUGGUUGUUAUUUUUUUUCCAGAACUGAAAAUGUCUAAAAACGGCGGUGUGUCACUGUCACUCCGGCUGUUGCUGCUGUCGUCGGCCUUGGCGACGGUGGCCGUAGCCCAGUCGAACUAUGAUCAGGUCGAAAACAGCAUCGAAUUCCCGAGUCCAGACAGGGGCCUGCCCGAGUCCACUGUGCUGGACGGCAAGGUUACCAAGUUGGACGAAUUAUCACCCGUGAUAUUUCUGAACAGGACCAAAGCGGCUCUAAAUUGUGCCGCAGGAUUUAUGCAGAUCGAGCUUAAGUUCGAAGAACCGUUUUAUGGUAGGGCGUAUGCUGACUUCGACAGGAGUAGCGCGUGCAUGGUGACUGGCAAAGGUAACAACACGGCCAGGAUCGACUUGCCACUAAAAGGAUGUGGUACAAGACAAGAUCCACAAAGAGUUUUUACCAACAACAUCGUAGUCAGGUUCCACCCUUUCCUAGAAAUGGACGGUGACGAAGUGGUUACUAUAGUGUGCAGAUAUCCACCACCCAUUGCUCCACCACCAGCUGGUAUUCCUAACAAAAUCAUCGAUUUACCAUCGACGCCACUGGAACCGCCACUAAAAGGCUUCCAGAUCCUGUUGAUCGUCUGUGGCAUAUUGUUUCUGUCACUGGUCUUGCUGGGUCUUGGCUGUUCGUACUACUGCCUACGCAACCAACAAGUGCAGGUGGUCCGCCGGCACCCGCUAUCGUCCGUCGGCUCUGACAAACUAUCCGACUCCAGCCUGUCCAUGUUCGAUGGGCUGAAGAUACCACGGGCUCGAGCUCCGACCCUGGACAGCUCUUCCGGUUCGGAAAUGGCUCUGGUCAGUGCUGGGGACACUCUGCCCAGCGACUACCCGUCCGAAUCACCCAGUUCCGGACACUCAGAAGCGGAGGACGUAGAUGGUCGCAGUUUGAGACGAUCGCCGAGUUCCGGUGGUUCGUACGAAAAUCGGGCGUUCCAGCAAGAGUACUACGGAGAACGGUACCAACACUUGCCAGCGCCAACCAUCACACCACCACCACCGCCAGUCCAACCGAAGUUUGACGUUCAGCUCCGAGUGAAACGGGCUCCACCACCCACACCUAGCCCUACUCCACCACCGUCCGAGUCCGAGGCGAGCGUGGCUGCGUUGGAACGUAACCUCACCACCAUUCUGGAAAAGGAUGAAACGAUGUCGACAACCACGACGACAGCUGCAGCCGAGGAACGGUAUCGGCCCGUAUACUCGACAGUGGUGCGAAAGGAUAGAGAUGAGACCGAAUGGUAUAGGACAGAGGAGAACGUGAUGACUACUGAUGCUGACAUAAGAAGAUCACCGCCGCCACCACCGCCACCGGUGCAAAUGCAUACAGUGGACAACAACCAUCGGUAUGCCACCACGUCCAAGUACACGACUGAGAUGCAAGUGGACGUCGUUGAACCACCAGUGGUGCCAACCAAACGGCCAGAAAUCACGUCACACACGGUGGAUGAUGUGUUCCUGAAGACAAUCACUGAGAAGAAAACGAUCGAGGAUAUUGAACGGCAUCGCCGCGAAGUGGUAGAGUACAAGCCACGACCAGUGCCACCGCCGGCUAGUUGGGACGUAACCAUCAAGAACUACCCGAAUCCAGACGCGUUGUACCCACAGUCGGGCGAAGACACAGCCACGGACUGGGAUAGUUACUCCGAGGCAUCAUCGGUAACCGGUUAUCCACCAGCCGGCGUCGAUCGCCAGUCUAGGAUUCAGUCAUACAAUAGCAACGUGAUGUCAUCAGCAGCCACUUCCGAGGAAAAUCACAUCAGGUAUCUAAGCACCAUGGACGUACCGGUGCCAAGGCCGGACAACUGGGAAUCGUUGGUUCGAGUCCUGGAACCGGAACCGGAGAUGGAACCCAAUGCUAGGUACAGAGUCGAACAAACACUAACGCUGGAUGACAAACGUAAGUGGCGCCAAAUCAUCACCACCGAGUCAACGCUCCGGCAGCUCAUUACCGAAGCCACCGUUCGGGAGGACUUCGAGCGCAUCCGCAGUGACCCCAAGUACGAGAGGAUAUUCGAACCGGAAAAAUGGGACGUUAUCAUACGCGUGAUCGCACCGCCACAGCACUACGACCAGAAAGCCGCUGGUUCAUCCAACAGGUACACCAAGAAAAAGACCGAGUUUGAAGGAGCUAGGACCAGAAGAAACUCGUUGCCCACCGUUUACGAAUACGAUUCUGACGGCGGGUCCAGCGUGAGGACGUUGACAGCUGUUGACGACCAUGGUCCGAUGGGACCAGCCCGGUCUAGGAGAACGUCCAGGUCGAGCUUCAAAUCCGACAUGGAUGUCAGGUCGAUGAGCGAGAUGAUGGUGGACUUCCGCCGACCGGAAAUGCCGGACAACUAUAGCGACGUGAGCUCGGCGUACAACUACAACUACCAGCAGAACCAGCACCAGUACCAGUACCGCCGGGGCGGUUCGUCUUAUUACGCGGACGACGACGGCGGCAGUCUUGUCCGGUCGCUCAGCCAACCAUCGCUGGCCCGGUCCGCUUCCGAGUUCACCGAAAACAACUGGGGACUCCGGAUACGGUCGUACGAGGACGGAGACGACCUGAGCAGCCCGGACCACACUCCCAGGUCUUCGUUCCGGUCAACUGGUGGCCCAAGGCAGCAGCAACAGCAACAGCAGUCGUAUUCCACCGAGACGGAGUUCGAUGGAGCCCGCGCCACCGCCACUAGCACGCACGCCACUACUGGCCGGAGGAGGAUGUUCGGCGGCCGCACGGUGUCCGCUGCAGAGUGGUUCCACGACUCGGACGAGAACGACGCCACUUACAGAUGAACGAAAUCCACCCCCACACCCGCCAGCUGCAGACGAUAUAAUAUAUAUGUAUAAUUUCAUAUAGGUAGCGACACUUUACCCUCUGCCGUACUCUCGCGUAUAUACAUUAUACAUACUAUAUAUAAAUACUGAAUAAUGUGUACCUCGUACACAUUCGACGGCCCCCUCCCCCCCUCGACAUUACACUGUUCCCGGAAAUUGUUUUUCAUUUAUUUUUCGAUUUUCGUUUUGUACGAUUAUUAAUUUUACGAUUAUUAUUAUUAUUAUUAUUACCAUACAUAUUAUUAUUAUUGUUAUUAUUUCGACGGGGCACAUUGUUUAGCGUGUGUCCCAGCUGGUCAGGUGCAAUAAUACGCGUAAUAUACGUCAUAUAAUGAAUUAUUUCGAGCGAACCCUCCCUAAUCUGUUUCCGCCGCUCUAAAGGCCCGUACGCAGCUCAUUAUAUACAUAUAUAUAUAUAUAUAUGCACAAUCAUAUAUUAUUAUAUCGCCUACACUACGACUCGAGCGACAUAUUAUUAUUAUGAUUGUCAUUAUAUUGAUUAAUUGUUUUAUUAAUUUUUACUAACUAUAUUAUAUUAUAUAAAUUCAUCAUAAUAUAUACUUAUACGUUGUUGUAUGCAUUAAACGAAAUGCAUUAAACGUGUGAAACAGACUAAAUAUCGACGGCAGUUUAUCGAUAUUAUAAUAUAAUUUUAUAAUUUUUUUUUUUAACAAAGUUAGGUUUACAAUCAGGAUACCACGCUAUCCACAACGUGCCAAACUAACUAAUAUUAUAUAGUAUAUAUAUAUACAUUUAAGCCACUGGACUCGUACUCGUUAGGUAUACCGUUAUUCUACACAUGCGCAGCAGUCUUAAACAGAGUUUUCAUCGUGAACCAGGCUAUCGCGAUACCGGGAAAAAUCGUUUUUUAAAUAAUUAUUUUGUUAAUUUUUCAUAUUUUCUUAGACAUUGUCUGGUUCACGAUACACCCCGUGUAUAGAGGUUUUAAUAUUAUAAUUGUAUAAUAUACGCGUGUGUUUAUACGUUCUGACGUCGACACUUUUUUGUUUUUUUAUCUUUAGGUGCUUUACACUGGUCGAUUUCGCUGCGAUACAUCGUUUCGUGUUCCUAGCCAUAUUAUAUAAUAGACGAAUAUCGUGUUAAACCGAUUUUAUUUUCAAACGAAACUGUGAUAGUGUGGGCGCAAUCGUUUAAUCGAAAUCGAAAUUCGAAAGCCUCAUGUCCGUGUACAUUCUUCAUAACAUCUACAUAUCAAUAUAUUAUAAUUUUAAUAUCUAUUAACCAUUAUCUAUAUAAUAACAUUGUACUUUGUGCUGCUGUUUUAUGAUCUAAGACAAUUCUAUACUUUUCACUUGGUAACUAUAUAUGUGUCGGUUGUUGACUUGUUGUUCAAUGUAACGAGUACUAUCAAAUACUGAGUAUCUUAAAAGUCAUAU